Molecule: messenger RNA, 840 nt
Organism: Vicia faba (fava bean)
Lineage: Eukaryota; Viridiplantae; Streptophyta; Magnoliopsida; Fabales; Fabaceae
Source: the annotation of a GenBank genome assembly
AUGCAUCGCCAAAACCUCUUUUCGAUUUCAAUACUACUAGUAAUAUCAAUAACAAUUCUAUUUUAUUCAACAUUAACAAGUGCUGUUGAAGAACCUGAGUACGGUUACAAUGAAGAAAGUGCAGAUGGACCAAAACAUUGGGGUGAUCUAAAAAGAGAAUGGGCAGCAUGUAAAGGAGACAUGCAAUCUCCUAUUGAUUUGUCAAGUCAAAGAGUGACUCUCAUCCCAAAUUUGGGAAGGCUAACGAGUUACUAUAAGCCUCAAUAUGCCACCGUAUCGAACCGGGGUCACGAUGUUGCGAUCACUUGGAAAGGAGAUGCCGGCUCAAUAAACAUCAAUGGAAAUGAUUAUUUUCUUCAACAAAGCCAUUGGCACUGGCCAUCUGAACAUACCAUCAAUGGCAGGAGGUUUGACUUAGAGUUGCAUAUGGUUCAUGUUAGCCCUCAGCCUGAUGGAACAAACAAGACAGCUGUUGUUGGUAUUUUGUAUAAAUAUGGCACCCCAGAUCCAUUUCUUUCUGAGCUCGUAAAGUAUAUAGUCGAAGUUCCUGAUGAAGAUGAAGAAGCAAGCAUAGGUGUUAUUGAUCCAUCAAAAAUAUUCAAGGAUUCAAACGUGUAUUACAGAUAUAUGGGAUCACUAACUGCACCUCCUUGCACUGAAGGUAUCAUUUGGACCAUUAAGACCAAGAUAAGAACUGUUUCAAGAGGACAAGUGAAGUUACUGGAGAAUUCCGUACUUAAAUAUUAUGCAAAAAAGAAUGCAAGGCCAGUGCAGAAUCUGAAUCAGCGAGAGAUUGGAGUUUAUGAUUCAAUAAUGGCAGAGAAUAUACCUCACUAUUGA